AUGGCCGGUGCCGAUAGGCGCCGGGAAGUCAACCAGAUGGCGGACUGGACCGAGACGGAGCUCCAGUCCCUGCGCGGCUACCGGCGGGUCGGUUCCGCGUCGAGCAAGGGGCCUGCCGCCCCUUUGACGAGGCUGUACGCGGUUGCGGAGGAGGAGAUGCCGGAGAUGGUCUCUUAUGGCCACCUGGAGUCCAUCAAGAGGCCCCGGGAUCAGAAACAGUGUGGCAGCUGUUGGGCAUACGCCGCCGUCACCGUCCUGGACGCGCACGCGGAGCUGCACAACAGGUCGAGCCAGUUCUCCGUCGCCCAGGUCCUCGCCUGCACGCCGAACCCGCAGCACUGCGGCGGCGCCGGCGGCUGCGACGGGGCCACGGCAGAGCUGGCCUACGAGUACGCGAUGCAGGCCCAGAUUGCGGACGACUCGGACUUUCCAGCGACCAAGGAUGGGCAGAAGAAGGAGUGCCCGGAUGACAAGGCGCCGUGGGGCAGCUUCGCCCUGACGGGCGAGUCCACGCGGGCCGUCAACAUGAAGGACGGCACGCAGAGGCACCUGGUCGAGGGCAGCCCCGGCCGGGGGCCCGGCGGCGCUCG
This is a messenger RNA of Prorocentrum cordatum, 590 nucleotides long. Lineage: Eukaryota; Dinophyceae; Prorocentrales; Prorocentraceae. The record is from the annotation of a GenBank genome assembly.